This is a messenger RNA of Aspergillus tanneri, 696 nucleotides long. Its product is annotated as GNAT family N-acetyltransferase. The record is from RefSeq and is a predicted model, not a curated record. The coding region runs from base 1 to 696 and encodes 231 amino acids. Gene Ontology annotation, molecular function: protein N-terminal-serine acetyltransferase activity; protein-N-terminal-alanine acetyltransferase activity. The transcript has a single exon. Lineage: Eukaryota; Fungi; Ascomycota; Eurotiomycetes; Eurotiales; Aspergillaceae.
AUGUCCUCCCAGCCUGUUGGCCCUCCCGUACAUCUCCCGCAGCCCCAAUUCCCAUCCCCAUCCGUGCUUCACGGACGGACCGUCCGCCUGGAGCGACUGCGCCCCGACCACGCCCAUGGACUGUACCCAUUCCUCGGCGACGGCAACGACCAGCUCCAACGCGCAGCAUGGGCCUAUUAUGCGGACGGACCGUUUCACAAUUUCGCCGAUUUCCAGACGUUCAUCACCUCGCAUUCAGAGAGCACAGACCCGUACUUUUUCGCCAUCGUGAAUACCGAAGAUGAAGAAGAAAAGGUAACGGGGUAUAUCUCGCUCCUGAGCAUCGUGCCGAGCCAUUACCGAUUGGAGAUUGGACAUGUGCUUUUCGCCCCUACUAUGCAGCGUACCACGGGCGCGACGGAGGCUAUAUAUCUGCUUUUGAAGUAUGCGUUUGAGGCAGGGUAUCGACGUGUUGAGUGGAAGUGUAAUUCGUUGAAUGAGGGGUCGGCGAGGGCGGCGAAGAGGUUCGGGUUUACGUAUGAAGGCCUUUUUAGACAGCAUAUGGUUGUGAAGGGGCGGAAUCGCGAUUCAAUGUAUUUUUCGAUGUUGAGGGAGGAGUGGGAUAGGGUGAGACGUGGGAUGGAGGCGUGGCUGGAUAAGGGAAAUUUCGAUGCUGGGAGGCAGAAGAAAAGAUUAGAGGAGUGUAUGGAUCUUUGA